Adineta steineri is the source of this 3720-nucleotide messenger RNA. The record is from the annotation of a GenBank genome assembly. NCBI's taxonomy places the organism in Eukaryota, Metazoa, Rotifera, Eurotatoria, Adinetida, Adinetidae.
AUGACCUUACGAAAGAAGUUAGACAAUUAUAAUGAAGAACAAUCUUCUAUUACACCUAAACGACCAUUACUCUCACGAGAUCGUAUUAUGGGUAUAUUCAAUGAAAUAUCUCCUCUUUCUGAUUAUAAUUCUCAUUGUGAACAACGUAAACCUAUUGAAUCAAUUAAAAAUGAUCAAUCAUCAAUAUCGACUAUUGACAGUUGCAUGUUUACUGUUAGUCCACCACAAUCAUCAAGUCGAUCAACAGUUAUUGACGAUGAUGACAGUACUUAUAUACCUGUUUAUACACAGAGAAAAGCUCGACCAGCUCCAUCAACAACUUGGAAAGCUCCUGUAUCAUAUCCUAAAUCUUCUACAAUGAUAAAGACAAGUCAUGAAUCAUUAUUACCUACUCCUGAACUACGACCACCAAGUCCUCCAAUAAUAUCGUUUCAACCAGCUAUACGAGCACGUAUUCCAUUUAAUCUCUCCUCAAUAAAUACUAUUGAUAAACAAGCGCAUGCAUAUACAUUAUGGUUGAAUACUUUAUUUACACCUGUUGAAUUUCUAUGUAAUACAACUGUAAAUCAAUCCAUACCAAAUGAAGAAACAACAACAUCAUCAAUGAAAACAUUUAAAUCUUUGAUUGAAUCAAAUCGUUGGUAUGCAUUACGUGAUCGAGCUCGAGAAAUGUUUACACAUGAUAUUCAAUCAAUUGCUACAAAAAUCAGUGCUGAUAUUGAUAUUGAUCAUUGUCGAAUAAAUCCUAAACCUGAUCUAAUAUUUUCAGCUAGAACAGUUAGUCGACAAGUCUUCUUAAAAUUUAUUUCAUCUUAUAAUCGUACAUGGUUUCGUCUUGCAAUGGAAAUUUUAUUUCCAAUAAAUAUUGAAAAUUAUCAACAAAUGAAAUUAGCUAUUGAUCAAUAUCUUAUUCAAUCUCCUAUACAUACAACACCAUCCAUCAAUGAACUUAAUUCAAAGAAAACAAAUCUUAUCAAUUCUAAUAAUAAAACUGCAUCAGCACAAAUUCGUUUAACAAUGAAAAAUUUACUUAUAAUUAUUAUUUUUCUUGAACGUGCAAAAAUCUUACGUUUAAUUGAUAAUGAUCCAUGUUUAUAUAAUCGUGAUUCAAAAUUUAAAUCAACAAAAGAAUCACUUGAUGUUCUAUCACGUGAUUUUAUUAGUUCAGAUACAAAUCUAUUACGUCGUCUUAAAUUAGCUGGUUAUGAACCAACAUACAAACAAACAUGUCUUGAUGAAUAUAAUUAUUUAAUAACAAAUACGGAAAAUAAAUUAUUUGAUGAUUUAAAAGAUGGUAUACGUUUAACACGUUGUGCACAAAUAUUAUUAUCAUCAACAAAUGAACAUGUUGCAAGAUUUGAUUUAUCAACGAAAUUAAAAUGUCCAGUAGUUAAUCUUGUUCAUAAAUUACUUAAUAUUGAUCAAGCAUUUGAAUUACUUCAAACAUAUGGACAUGUUAAUUUAACUGGAAUUUCAAAUAAAGAUAUUAUGAAUGGUAACAAGCAACGUACUCUUGAAUUACUCUGGCGUAUUUUUACUAUUUGCUAUUUACCUAAACAUCUAUCUCCAAUUGAUAAAUUAAAUCAAGAAAUUUUUAUUCUUUCACAAAAUUUAUUAAAAUUCUGUUCAUCUACUGAACAACGUCUUAUUACAACUGAUAUAAGACCUUUACAAAAAGAAAAUCAUAAUUUUACAUCAACUAUUCAUUUAUUAAUUAAAUGGGUACAAUUAAUUUGUGCACAUUAUAAAUUUUGGUUAUAUGAUUUACAAGAAUCAUUUGCUGAUGGACGUGCAUUUCUUUAUAUUAUUUCAUAUUAUUUUCCAUCUCUAUGUGAUUAUACACGUGAUAUAAAACAUUUAACAACAUUAGCAACAUGUCAAACACGUGAUGAACAUAUACAAUUUAAUCUUGAACUUGGACGACAACAACAACCAUUAAUAAAUAUUUAUGAACGAAAUGUUAAAUCAAAUUUUCGAUUUCUAGAAGAAUGUAUUAAACAAUUUGGUACAUUUUCAUAUGAUCUUAUUAAAUAUGAAUAUUAUGCAAAAGAUGUACCUGAUGAACGAUAUACAAUUAUGAUCUUAGCUAUGCUUGCACAUGAUUUACUUUUUUCAAAUAAUGAAAAUAAUAAUAUUCGUCAACAAUCGAUAUUCGAAGAAUUAAAAGAAAAAUAUUCAAAUAAUGAUGAUAAUGAACCUAUCAUAGAAAUGAAGAAAGAGGAGAUAUUUAUUAAUAAAUUUUUAAAUCAACAAGAAAUUGAAAUAGUACGAGAGAAUUUAAUUAAUUCUUCAGAAAUUUCUCUAUCAAAUGAUACUCGUGUAGAAGAAUUAAUAACUCUCAACUAUUCAAAUAUUUAUUCAACGAAUAAUACUCAUAUUAUACCUAUUAUUCAAUCUGAAGAAGAAGAAGAUAAGAGAAAAAUCAUUGAUCUUUCUCAAUCAGUUUUGGAUACAAUGAAUUAUGAUAUUCUUAAUCGUUUGGAAGUAUUAUCUGAAUUCAAUAAUAACGAUGAUGAUGAUGAAGAAGAAGAUGAAGAAUCAUUUAGUUCAGCAAGAUCAAAUUCAACAAGAAUAGAUCAUCAUCGAACAUCAAUUGCAACAACAAUGGCAACACUUUCAUUAGAUGAUUUUGUUGAAUUAGAAAAAACAAUUGAAAAUGAAGAAAAUAAAAAUAAUACAUCGUUAUGUCUUAUUGAUGAAACUAUUUCAUCAGAAGUUGAUAGUAUUGAAUUAAAUAAAUUAGCUGAAGCAUCUUUUGUUGAUCCAGUUAAUACGAAAAUGAUUAAAGAAACAUUUACAUUGUUUUUGUCUCAUCAACAACAACAAACACUUAGAAAUGAAGAAUCAAUCAAUUCCAAUAAUCAUUCUAAUGAACAACAAUCAAAAAUUGAACGUGAAACACAUGCUGCAGAAAUUGUUCAAGCUCAUUGGCGUGGACAUCAAGUUCGUGUUGAUAAUGAACGUAAUGAUCAUCCAAUUGUUUCUAUUCUUGAAAAAAUUCGUUCACAUAAUUCAAUAAAUAAACCAUCGUUAACUAUACGUGAACGUAUGAUGCAAAUUGUACAAGAAUUUUAUGAUGCAUCAGCAUUAUCACUCACUGCUUAUAUACAUUUUUUACGUGAUAUUGAACCAAUUAUAGCUUGUUGUGUUGAAAUACGUUAUUUAAUAGCUCAACAAGGUUUAUUACGUUUGUUUUUUAUUUUAAUGAGAUGUUGUAAUCGAAGUGGUCCAUCAACUAUUUUACUUAGUAAAAUAUUACAUAUUUUACAAUUAUUUACUGUUAAACAUGAACUUAUUUUAAAAUUAAUUGAUAAACAAGAACAAAUUAAAGAUUUUAUUACACUUUUACUUAAAUAUUAUCAGAAAAAUAGUUGUGAAUUAUUUGAACAAAUUUGCUUUUUACUUCAAACAAUGGUUAAAGAUGAAAAAAUUCGAAAAAAACUACGAUCAAAUAAAUCAUUUACGGAAGCUAUUGAAUAUGUUUAUAAACGUAUAUUUAAUAAAUUAUCAGUUGAAGAUGACAAACAUCGACAACAAGUAAGAUCAACACCAAAACAAUCGAUUAAAUCAAUAAGAUGUCGAACGACUUCAUUAAAUCAAACAUCAAUUUCUUAUCGAACUCCGAACAUAAUACGAUCUUCAAUUGGUGUUCAAAAUGAGAAUAUUUCAAAAAAUCUUGUUUCAAUUGAACAAUUUAUGAAAAUUUUUUAUUGUGAUUAA